AUGGAUCCUUUCUCCUACAACUCUCCCGGGUUUGUUAACCUUUUAGCUUCGCAGAGCAGUCCCCCACACGACGUGGACUCUGCUGAGGCAGUUGGUAACUCACCCGGGUUAGUUAAACCUGUAGAAAGAAGAAAGUGGGUUGUCAAAGAAGACCUUGUGCUCAUUAGCGCUUGGUUGAACACGAGCAAGGAUCCCAUAGUCGCUAAUGAGCAGAAGGCAGGGGCGUUUUGGAAGAGAAUAGAGGAGUAUUUUAACUCAAGCCCUCAGCUCAUUGGCGCCGUUCCUAGAGAAUGGAGUCAAUCCGCUUUGAAGGAGCAGACAAGCGGGCAAAAUGAGAAUGAUGUCAUGAAAGCUGCACAUGACAUCUUCUUCAAUGACUUUAAUGUCAAGUUCGCACUUGAACAUUGCUGGAGGGAGCUGAGAUUUGAUCAGAAAUGGAGGUCACACGCGUUGUCGAAAGUUGGUGGAAAGGAGAAGAGGAAGGAAGCAUGUCCGGAGGUGGUGGGUGACGAUGAAGAGGUGAGGCCUCCUGGUGUAAAGGCGAGCAAAGCAGCCAAGCGCAAGAAACACGGGAAUGAAGCAGCUUAUGAUCAAAUAGAAACCAUGCUAGCUCUGAAAAAUAACAUUUCUAAACAAAAGAUCCUUCAUCGUCUCAUUGGCAAAAAUGAGGAGACUCUUUCUGAUCAAGAAAAAUCCCUUAAGUCAGAGAGUGCAGGUCAGGGUUGGAGUGAAGGUGUUGAGAUUGAUCAGUCGGUAAAGUUUGAAGCCUAG
Messenger RNA from Brassica napus (rape), 771 nucleotides. RefSeq names its product glutathione S-transferase T3-like. The record is from RefSeq and is a predicted model, not a curated record. Lineage: Eukaryota; Viridiplantae; Streptophyta; Magnoliopsida; Brassicales; Brassicaceae. The transcript is spliced from 3 exons. Bases 1 to 771 code for a protein of 256 amino acids.